Lathyrus oleraceus (garden pea) is the source of this 1020-nucleotide messenger RNA. RefSeq lists its product as uncharacterized. The transcript is spliced from 10 exons. Bases 1 to 1020 code for a protein of 339 amino acids. NCBI's taxonomy places the organism in Eukaryota, Viridiplantae, Streptophyta, Magnoliopsida, Fabales, Fabaceae. The record is from RefSeq and is a predicted model, not a curated record.
AUGGCACAUCCAAUUGAAGAUAUUAGGGAUAUCAAUGACUCAAAUGAUUUAUGGAAGAUUGCUUGUGAUAUAAUUCAAGUUAUUAUACCACGACAUUUGAUUCAGAAGCAUAAAUCUACAAUUAUUGUAGGACACACUUACAUCAUGCAGAACUUCAAGGUUGCUAAAAAUGAUUUCUCAUUCAAAGCAACCACUCAAAAAUUCAAGUUGAUUUUUCAUGGUGCAACAUCUGCAAAGGCUACAAAUUUGCCCGACAUUCCUCUGAACCAUUUUAAAUUGACAAGUUUGGCUGACAUGCUUGCUGAAAAAUUUCAACCUAAAUUCUUAGUUGAUGUUAUUGGAGGAGCUCAUGAAGUCACUAAGACUCAAUUGAAUGGUAUAAAUAACAAAAACAAAUUUGAUUUUUUAACUUAUGUCAUUUAUGCUAUGUUGUUUUACUGCGGUAUGUUUGUGAAUUUAAGGAUCAAGUCAGUUGAAGGAAGUUUUCCAUUGAAUAUUUUGAAUGCAUGGAAUGGGACAACAUUAACAAUCAAUGACAAUAACAUUAAGGAGAUUAAGAAGUUCAAAGAAGGAAUCAAGGAAAAUAUUCAUUUAUUAUCAGUGUCUACUAUGCAAGUCGAUGUAACUCAAAACUCUAAAUACUCUUACCUUGAUAAAUUUAUAUGGAAAGCACGGGUUUUAAGUGUUUCUGACAUCGCCAAACUGCAAUAUAGAUGGGAAGUUAAGGUGUUACAAAAAAAAUAUGAGACUGAUGAACCUAUUCCAAGAUGCAAACUUGAGGUCCAUGUUGUUGAUGGCAAACACAUGGACAAAUUUGUCUUUUGGGAUAGUGAUUGUGCUGAUGAAGACAAUCCCCUGGAAUUUCCAUAUCCAUUAGAUGCAAUGUUGAAUAGAGAGUUGGCAAUAAGAGUCGUCUUUCAACCAAAGUAUGGUCGGUUGUCUGUUGUUGACUUCAGAGAUAAUGAAGAUUAUAUUAAGAAAUUAAGGGAUCAAUUCAAAUGUGAAGAGGUACUCUUAUAG